CUAUUCGGUGAAGUCGGCUAAGCGAUAAUAUAAACCCAUGUAGGCGUGAAAAUUUCAUCAGCCAUUAGUCAAAAAUUCCAUCUUUCUUCCAAAUAAAGAAUAUUUAUAUGUGAUCAAAGUGUUUAUCAAAGUGAAAAAUAUGUUUAUUUUGAUUAAAUAUAAUAUUUGAAUAAACAUAUUUAGGAAAAUAUUUACUAGCUGACCGCAAGUUUGUUCAUCGUUUUACGAAAGUCAUCGUUAUUGAAUCCAAAUGUUUGCUGAGAGAUAAGAGGCGUUGUCUAAAAGCUCUUUGUCGGGUAUAAAAAGGCAAACAUAGGGGCUUAACGAUCAGUCUUAUUUGAGAAUUAAACAAGAAAGGAGUUAGUUUAGUGAUCGCUCACAAUGCUGUUUACCAUCGGCCUUGUGGCUGUCGUUCUGGGCCUGGCCUACAGAUUCUACAUCAAUAUCUACACUUAUUGGGAACGCAAGGGUGUUCCUUUUGAGAAACCUUUGCCCAUAUUUGGCAACAUGAAGGGAAUCGGAUCGAAACUACAUUUCCGGGAAAUCAACCAGAGGAUCUACGAUAAAUUCAAGGGAAAGGCUUCGUUUGGUGGAAUGUACACGUUCUUCAGGCGGACAGCCAUGAUCACAGAUCUGGAUCUCAUCAAGCAGGUGAUGAUUAAGGACUUCAGUUACUUUCAAGAUCGUGGUACCUUUAACAAUACCAGGGAUGAUCCCCUGACGGGGCACCUCUUCAGUUUGGAGGGCGAAGAGUGGCGUUCGAUGCGGCACAAGCUGUCACCUGUUUUCACCUCCGGCAAGAUGAAGCAUAUGACGGAAGUGAUUGUGGAUGUGGGUCAUCGUCUGGGUGAUGCUAUGGCCAAAGAGGUAAAGGAGGCCCAAAAAGACGAUGGAAAUGUGGAGAUUAAGGAUCUGUGUGCCCGAUUCACCACCGAUGUCAUUGGUUCCUGCGCCUUUGGCCUAGAGUGCUAUAGUCUCCAAGAUCCCAAUGCCGAGUUCCGGCAAAAGGGACGUGAGAUAUUCACACGGCGUCGUUACUCGCAGAUCGUUCAAGCCUUUAUGGUUUCCAAUCCUAAGUUGGCUAAAUUUUUCCGUAUGAAAGCUUUACCUGAUGAUAUAACAAACUUCUUCUUGUCUACGGUCCAAAACACCGUUGACUAUCGCCUCAAGAAUGGCAUUAAGCGGAAUGAUUUCAUCGAUCAGUUGAUACAGCUCCGAGCCGAGGAUCAGGAAGCGGCUAAAAAGGGUAUGGGAAUCGAUCUGUCUCACGGCCUGACUUUGGAGCAAAUGGCUGCACAGGCCUUUGUGUUUUUCGUUGCUGGAUUUGAGACCUCGUCCAGCACAAUGUCCUUCUGCCUUUACGAACUGGCAAAUAAUCCGGAUAUUCAACAACGUUUAAGGGAGGAGAUAGAAAGUGUGUUGGGUAACGUAGAAGGAGGAGAGCUAAGCUACGAUUCCUUGGCACAAAUGUCAUAUUUAGAUCAGGUGAUUGCUGAAACCCUUCGGAAACAUCCUCUCCUUCCCCAUCUCAUCAGGGAGUGCAAUCGGGAGUACAAAGUACCCAACACAGAUAUUGUUCUGGACAAGGGCGUGAAUGUCGUGAUUCCUGUUCACAACAUUCACCAUGAUCCUGAGAUUUAUCCCGCGCCAGAGAAGUUUGACCCCAGUCGCUUUGAGCCCGAGCAAGUCAAAGACCGUCAUCCAAUGGCCUAUUUGCCUUUUGGCGAUGGUCCACGGAACUGCAUUGGUCUGCGUUUUGGAAAGAUUCAGUCGAAGAUUGGCAUUGUAUCCUUGAUUCGUCGCUUCAAGUUUUCCGUAUCUAAUCGAACUGAAGUUCCUUUGAUUAUGUCCAAGAAGGGUUUCCUUUUGGCUAGUGAAAAUGGCAUUUACUUAAAGGUGGAAGCUGUUUAAUUUUAAAACAAAAAACAGGUUGAGAGUUCAGCCAUAGACAAAAGCAAAUGUUGUGUAAAAUUAAUUUUAAAUAGAUUAAAUACGUUAUACAGCAAAAGUGAAAGAGGAAAAUUAUUUAUUUAUAAGAUUUAAUCGAUGAUUAAACAGUGGCUAAAACUUUGCUAAUUAAUUUGGCAAAAGAGCCCCAAGCUAAAUCAGAUAAAAAAACAAAUUAUAAUUGUAUUUGAAUAAAGUUAAUAAGUUUGUUAACUGA
This is a messenger RNA of Drosophila eugracilis, 2164 nucleotides long. RefSeq names its product probable cytochrome P450 6a14 (gene Cyp6a14). Gene Ontology annotation, molecular function: heme binding; monooxygenase activity; iron ion binding. The record is from RefSeq and is a predicted model, not a curated record. Lineage: Eukaryota; Metazoa; Arthropoda; Insecta; Diptera; Drosophilidae. The coding region runs from base 382 to 1911 and encodes 509 amino acids. The transcript has 2 exons.